This is a messenger RNA of Linum trigynum, 2908 nucleotides long. Lineage: Eukaryota; Viridiplantae; Streptophyta; Magnoliopsida; Malpighiales; Linaceae. The record is from the annotation of a GenBank genome assembly.
CACGAAACCCUAAUCAUCCUAAGCUAAGCGCCGCUCACCCCUCUGUCUCCUUUCUCGUUUCUCUCUUAUUCCUGCCCGAAAAAGGAAGGAAGAAAACAGAGCAAAUCAAUUCAAUCUACCACCUCACUCUCCCAAUCUUCUAAUCAUUCCCUAUCUCGAUAGGCCCUGUUCUUCCCUAGCUAGAGUCGAUUUGUUCUCUUCUUUCUCCUUUUAUGGUGAUGGCGAGAAGAAAGGAACCUCGGCGAUUGAGGAUGGCGGUGACGAAGGUGGUUGGCGCCGGCGAUGAUGAGGACGGCGGCGGCGAAGGGCAGAGGGUUCUGGAGGACGAGGAGGAUCAACGAGCUGGAGCAAUCGCUGGCAGGCUCGAGAAACCUCGGGCGGCGGUGGUGACUCGUGGUUCCGGUUUUGGGUCUCGUGUAAAGAGAGGAGUAACGAGCCGAGCAGCCGCCGACCGUCCCGGAUCCCGUCGGCGGUGACGAAAUUAGGACAUGUGAGACUUUAAGCGCCGCCAGCGGCGGUUAGUCGUUCCACCGACGAGGGGUACUGGUAAGUUUCGAUUUAUGGGUUAUUCUGUCUCUUUUAUGUUCCAUUAUAUGGGUUUUAAUUAUUUUCUAUUGCUUUCUUUUUGUUGGUUACGGACGAAGACAAGGGAAAAUGGAGACCGCUGACAACUCUGGACUGUAUCAGUGGUUAGGGAGGUCAGCUGGCCAGCUCGUCCAUCUCGCUGGCGACGAGGGCAGAUGGAAGCAGAAGGUAAAUUCGUUUGGUUUAGGAUUUGGUGAUCUGUGUUUUAAUGGUUGGUUUACUCAUGUUAAUUGGUUUGUGGUGAUUGUGAUUCUGAGUUUUAUGCUUGAUUAUUAGCGACUUAUGAUGAGAAGAAAUUGUGAGGUUUCGGUUUAGUUGAUACCUCAAAUCUAGAAUUAAAAGUAGAUUAAUUUAUGUGUUUAGUUGUAAGAUGAUGGAAAUUUGGGUUGUUUAUAUCAGUAUUGAAACUGGGGAUUUGUAUGUAUGACUGGGUUUUAAGACUAAGCUUAUGUGUUUAUGUGAUGUAUUGGGAAAUCUGUUCUGGGUUUUUUUAUGUAACCUGUGUAUGGGUUUAGAAAUGGGAGUUUGUUUGUAAUAUGGAAUUUAGUGAUAUUUGCUGUGAUUUUACAUUCUGCAAAGUUUGUGGGUUAUGAUAAUGGUGGUCGAAUGGUAUGCUUGGGGGUUUCGAUGGCUUAAAGGUGUUAAAAUUAUAGGUUUAAAAUGGGGUUUUGGGACCUUGAGUUUUUUACGGUUACUGGUAUUAUGGAACCAGUGGUAUUUCUGAAGUACUUAUUGCUGGAAGUUUGUGUUUUUGCGAGUUUACAGAGUCUGUAUGUUUGUUUAUGAUUGUUUUUCUAUUGAAAAUAAGUUUAGAUUAGUUUUUUUGUGAGAUUUAACAUACAAAGUUCAUCUAAAUUAGAGGAAUAAUAGCAAGAAGAUGAAUAAUGAACAUAUCUGAGUUUUGUCAUGGUUUUGAAACAUGUGCAAGUUUAGAUAAUUUGGGUUAGUUAAUAAAGAGUAGCUAAAGUCAGCUUAAAGAAAAAUAAGAAUCAGAGUAGAACCUCAUAAAGUCAAGAGAUGAAGAAUAAUAGUCUAAGUAUGGAUGUGGAGAUAAAUGUAUGAGAAUGAUCAUCAUGAUAGGGGAAUAGUGACCUGGUUUAUGCUGGUCUGAUCUGUGUUUGGGUCUCUUGCUCCCUUCUGUUGUCUGCUUCUACUUAGUUUCUUUUGUGCCUUUUGCUGAGCUGGACCCUCAAACUCUGAUCCCUUCCCAUUUUCGGUGGAAUCUUUGCUGCUUCCUUCCUUUUUGUCAGUUUUUUGGUUGCUAGGACUGUGUUUCUAUUGUUGUUAUUGUGUAUGUUUUGGUAUGUUCCAAAAGAAGAAGGAAACUGUGAUUUUUCAGGGGUUUGUUCCCUCUUUUUCAGAGUGGUUCACAAGAAGGGGGGAACUAGAGUAUUUUGCUGAGAUUUAUUUGAUCUUUCUUUCUGUCUAUUUUCGGUUUUAGUUGAAUGUUUGAGGAAAGGGAAGUUUUAAAGAGUUUUUGUUGUCUCUGUUUUCAGGGGAAGAAGAGGAGGAAGAAGAAGAAAGUGUUAUCCAUGUCGGAAGAAGAAGAAGCAGCAGGGGAUCUUUCCCCUUUCUCUCGUCUGUGUGUGCGUUGUAGGGGAAAGUAGAAAGAGAAGAAGAGUCUCACUUCUCCUCCUUAAAUUUUUGGUUCUCUCUGUAUAAGAAAGAAAGAAGAAGAGUCAGCAGAUGCGUGGGGAAGAAGAAAAGGCCCACCUCUGUUGUUGGCGAAAAAUCAAGCCGCCCCUAGAAUAAUCAGCCCCCACUCCCCUUUUAUAAUACAAAAAUCCACCGUAGCUUAGGUUUCUGUCAUCCCUUGAUUGACUGUUAGGGUAGUAGACUUUGUGUAUUUUUCUGAUUGGUUGAUAAUUGGGCUGGGCUUGGUCUGGUCGAACCGGUUUGGUUUUGCCUAGAUUGGGCCUAGUUCGAAUUUGGGUUGGCCUGGUGUUAGACUUUUUGGGCUCUGAGUUCUGUUGACUUGGGCAUGGGUCAGAAUUGAUUGGGCUUGACUUUAUUGACUAGGUUUAACCCGAAUUGACUUUUGUGACUUGGUUUUGGGUUUUGACUAGGGCCCUUUUAUUUUGUCCCAUAACUGAUUGUAAUCAAUUAUAACCGUAAAUUUUGUAAUUAUAAUGUAAUGAAGAAGCCAGUAGAAGGUUUUUAUAUUUUCUUUCUUUGCCAUUCCAAAAUCGAGACAUUCCCUAAACCCCAUUGCCAUCAAAAUAACUCAAUAGCAGCGAGAUUAAGCAAUUGCCUAAUUCGUUUUACCGGUUCAAUCAAUCACCUUCAAAACUCUAUCAACCAAGAAUCAAAUUUGACAUCACCU